GGUAAAAUAUAAAAGGAAGCUAUUGGUCGUAGAGGAAACCGAAGGGAGUCGUGGUUUUAAUACUACGAAGGUAAAUAAAUAUGUGCUAGACAGGACACGGAAUAGCAUUCACAUUUCUAGGGUUUCGAGAUCUUCAAAUUUUUCAAGGGUUUGACUGGGUGAGCUUUUCUUACAAUGGGAGGAGGCUUUCGAGUACUACAUCUUGUCAGACCGUUUCUGUCAUUUUUGCCAGAAGUUCAGAGCGCUGACCGGAGAGUUCCUUUCAGAGAGAAGGUCAUCUACACUGUGAUCUCUCUUUUCAUCUUUCUAGUGUGUAGUCAGCUCCCACUAUAUGGCAUACACUCGACAACAGGUGCUGAUCCAUUUUAUUGGAUGCGAGUAAUUCUUGCAUCAAACCGGGGUACAGUCAUGGAGCUAGGGAUCACCCCAAUUGUGACAUCUGGGCUAGUGAUGCAACUCUUAGCUGGGUCAAAAAUUAUUGAAGUGGACAACAGCGUUCGUGAAGAUCGUGCUCUCUUAAAUGGAGCGCAAAAGUUGUUGGGUAUUUUGAUAGCUGUUGGUGAGGCUGUUGCGUAUGUUCUAUCUGGAAUGUAUGGUAGUGUUGGCCAACUUGGAGUUGGAAAUGCAAUCCUCAUCAUUAUCCAGCUCUGCUUUGCCGGAAUCAUUGUGAUAUGCUUAGAUGAGCUUCUUCAAAAAGGAUAUGGUCUUGGGUCUGGUAUUUCCCUAUUUAUCGCAACCAAUAUCUGUGAAAACAUCAUUUGGAAAGCUUUUAGCCCCACAACCAUUAACAGUGGACGGGGAGCUGAAUUUGAAGGUGCUGUUAUAGCCUUGUUCCAUCUAUUGAUAACACGAACAGACAAGGUCCGUGCGCUCCGUGAGGCUUUUUACCGACAAAACCUUCCGAAUGUUACAAAUCUACUAGCAACAGUCUUGAUCUUCUUAAUUGUCAUUUACUUCCAAGGGUUCCGGGUUGUGUUGCCUGUAAGGUCUAAAAACGCACGUGGACAGCAAGGGUCAUAUCCAAUCAAGCUUUUCUACACCUCCAACAUGCCCAUCAUUUUACAGUCUGCACUAGUUUCUAAUCUUUAUUUCAUUUCCCAGUUGCUGUACAGGAGGUACAGCGGCAAUUUCCUCGUAAAUCUUUUAGGAAAAUGGAAGGAGUCUGAAUAUUCAGGUGGCCAGUUCAUUCCUGUUGGUGGUAUAGCGUACUAUAUCACUGCGCCAUCAAGCUUGGCUGAUAUGGCAGCGAAUCCUUUCCACGCAUUGUUUUAUCUUGUGUUUAUGCUGUCAGCAUGUGCACUAUUCUCGAAAACAUGGAUCGAAGUUUCUGGGUCUUCUGCUAGAGAUGUUGCCAAGCAACUCAAGGAGCAACAAAUGGUGAUGCCUGGGCAUCGAGAAUCAAAUUUACAGAAGGAACUUAACCGUUACAUACCCACUGCAGCAGCCUUCGGAGGAAUGUGUAUUGGGGCUUUAACUGUUUUGGCAGAUUUCAUGGGAGCUAUAGGUUCUGGAACUGGGAUUCUUCUUGCUGUCACAAUUAUAUAUCAGUAUUUUGAGACAUUUGAGAAGGAAAGAGCAAGCGAGCUAGGUUUCUUUGGCCUCUAGUCCUGGAAAGUUUAAUUUGGUCGAGGCAGUCGUCAGGUCCUGUUCUGGGUCUAGACAUCCUAGGCACAGGGUCCAGAAUUUUGUUGGCCCAAAUGUGGGUUUAUGGUAAUUUUCUGUUAUAACCCUUGAGAAAUGCAAUAGCCAUUGGUCUACCCUUUUUAUCUUUUUUUUUUUAUACUCUUGUCAUUAGCUGUUAUUAAGGGUUUAUGCAAAUUUACUGUUUUAAUCGUGGUCCA
This is a messenger RNA of Papaver somniferum (opium poppy), 1841 nucleotides long. Its product is annotated as protein transport protein Sec61 subunit alpha-like. The coding region runs from base 175 to 1605 and encodes 476 amino acids. Lineage: Eukaryota; Viridiplantae; Streptophyta; Magnoliopsida; Ranunculales; Papaveraceae. Gene Ontology annotation, molecular function: ribosome binding; transmembrane protein transporter activity; signal sequence receptor activity. Gene Ontology annotation, biological process: SRP-dependent cotranslational protein targeting to membrane, translocation; post-translational protein targeting to membrane, translocation. Gene Ontology annotation, cellular component: membrane; Sec61 translocon complex. The record is from RefSeq and is a predicted model, not a curated record. The transcript is spliced from 7 exons.